AUGUCGACGGGAAACGUGAACCCACUGCCGACUGGGUUACCAAUUUCAGACCCUCUUAACCCCCUCGGCGCGUCACCGUUCACUGCGACCAACGCAUUCGCGGGUGAGUUCUUAGGCCUUCCCAUGCCCGACGAGGAACAUCUGUGGGGUAUCAGUCCCAUGUCCCCAACCAUGGCCAACAGCGGCUGGGACCCCAAAGCCGAUGCCAUAGCCUUUGCCAAUUCCGCACUGGAGCGGGAUCUCAAAAACUCCCAAGUCCGCAAUGGUCAACCUACCCCGCCACCAUACGAGGACCAGUACACCCGCGAAUCCUCCAGACUAGAUGUGAGCAGCGCAAGCAAGCGCCGCCGUGCACGGGAGUACCAAACCGCCACGGAUAGUCUGAGCCCGGACCUGGAUCCGGACGAGGCAUUGCCGUAUCAAGAGCGUGCGAAGCGGGCCAAGUUCCUGGAGCGAAACCGGCUGGCUGCGAGUAAGUGUCGACAGAAGAAAAAGGAGCACACGCAAGUGCUGGAGGUUCGAUACAAGGACGAAUCCGAGAAGAGGGAGCGAUUGGUUGGCGAGAUUGCGCGGUUGCGCUCGGAGAUUUUGUGCUUGAAGAAUGAGGUCUUGAAGCAUGCGCAGUGUGGCGAUGAGCCUAUCAAGUUGCAUCUUGCGCAUAUGGUGAAGAAGAUUACGGAUAUUGAUGGUCCGGCUCCGGCUGCUUCGGUCGUCACGGUGGCUGCGAGUUCGCAUUUGGAUAUGAUGGAUAAUAUGACUUCGCCUAUUGCUCCUACCCCGACACCGACGUCUGGUCGGUCUCCGACUCAAUCUCAGUCUCAGACUCAGACUCAGCCACCGGUGUCGUCUGUCUCGUCGGCAUUGUCGUUUGGAUUCGAUGAUCCGCUACAGCUGGAACCGGCGGCUGCGGCUGCAGCUGAAGCAUUCGAGCAACAGCUUCGGAGGGACUCCGAGACUUCUUUGGUGACUGAAUCGUCAUAUGGGUUUCCCGCUGACGAUAAUUUUGACGAAUUGAUCAACGUUUGA
Messenger RNA from Penicillium verhagenii, 1026 nucleotides. It is a transcript of the gene atfB, whose product is annotated as bZIP transcription factor atfB. Bases 1 to 1026 code for a protein of 341 amino acids. The record is from RefSeq and is a predicted model, not a curated record. Lineage: Eukaryota; Fungi; Ascomycota; Eurotiomycetes; Eurotiales; Aspergillaceae. Gene Ontology annotation, molecular function: DNA-binding transcription factor activity, RNA polymerase II-specific; RNA polymerase II cis-regulatory region sequence-specific DNA binding. Gene Ontology annotation, biological process: regulation of transcription by RNA polymerase II. The transcript has a single exon.